AAAAUAGGUUAAUUGUUAUCUUUAUGACUAUGAGUAAAACAAGAACCAUUUUGAAAUACCAUACUGCUUACAAUUACUGUAAAACUUAAAGUACUAAUAUUUAUUGUGUGAACUCUAAUAAUACGACUUGAAAUAAAUGUUUUGAAAUUAUCAAAAAUGUUUAAGUGGAAAAGUUCAGAUGAAUACAAUUUUGUUAAUAUAUGUUCUUUGGACUGUAGCUUUUGUGUUGUUCUAAUAUAUUUUCAAAAAAUUAUUAUAUACAGGUCUUUUGAACAUUGCUAUGAAAAAAAAAUAGCAUUUUGAAAAUAUAGUCACUCAAAGUAAAAAGUAUGAAUGUAUUUUGUUUGUUUGUUAACAUAAAUUUUAUUAAUUUAUGUUCAGUGUAAUACUGAGUUUAUAACAGUAUUAGCACUUAUUAUUUGGCAAUUCUUAUUACCACAGGUUUAUCUUUGUCACUGUAGUGGUAUAUAUAGUUACCACUGGUGAAUGAUUGGUUUUCACUAGUAACCAUAAGAAUUCAAAAAGUAAAAUGAUGUACUGCAGUUUCCUGGUUAAUCCUUUACAAGCAACAAUAUGAACAUGUUCUGAUCUUUUAUUAAAAUAACUGAUGUUUUUAUAUUAUAUUCUGAAUUAUUGUACUUAAUAUAUGUACUACAGAACAGCAAAGCAUUGUACCACUGAGCUCGAGUAUGGCAACAAACUAAAGAAAAGCUGAGAUGCAAGAUUCUGAUGAUAUUUUGACAACAUGCACUAUAACUGCAAGAUGAAACACCUGAGAAGAUAAAUUGUAUUGUUAUUUAAGAUCUACUACAGAAUAUUAGCAGUUAAGUAAUUUAUGUAUUGUUAAUUGUAAGAUGUUAAUCUCUUCCUACCAGUUUUGCAGUAUUUCGGUUAAAUUGCAAUUUGCUGGAAACUAUAUCAAUUAAAUAGACAGUACACCAUUAGAAUAUGAAUAUUAGACUGCUAUUGCUAAUUUUUCAAUUAAAAUAAUUCAAUUGUGAACUGUUUUUAAAUUGAGUUAGUAGUAUAUGAUAGUAUUGUAAAUAAUAAGUGUUUAAUAUAUUUUAAAUAUAUGUUUCUGGUUUAGCUUGUAAAUUCAUUUGUUGGAGAAAUAUUUAAGUAUGGAACGGAGCAGUCGACCUGUAGCAACCUAUCCCAGAUUGCAUAAGUCUCAAAUAUUCUCUAAAACUGAUGCUUUUAAGCAACACAUUCAGCUUUUAGAGGGAGAGCAACGAGCUGCUCAAGAAAUGAGGGAAGAGGAAAAAGAACAAAAUAAAGCAAAAAUUACAACUUUAAGACAAGAGCUAAUAAGUUUGCAAAGACAGCUCCACAAGGCUGAAACAAGUGAUGAACAGGUCAUAAAAAGAUCACUAUAUUAUCAUCGAAAAGAAGCAGCUGUAAUGAAAAAUAAAAUGGGACAAGCAGCUGCUGAAUGUUUGGAUCAGAAAGUAUUUGAACUAUCCAAAAAGUUGGACUCUCUCCGACACACUAUUUGGCAGAAGCAACAAAGACUGUUACAGCUGAAGCAAGAACACAAGAAGUUAGUAAAGAAAUGCCAGGGAACAACAAAUAAAGCCAGAUCUCAAAUUUCUAACUCGCAGUGGCUGGAAGAGCUUGAAAAUAGAUAUGAAACCAUUCAAUUGAAAAUGUCAGAAGCUAGACACAUAAAUCAGAAAUAUAAGGCCAUUCACCAAGCUCUUACUCAAGAACAAAUAAUCUUUAAGAUACAAGUAGACAAGUUGGAAGAAGAAAUAAAUGAACAGCAGGCUGAAAUUGAAAAACUACAAGCUGCUCAAGAGAAAGCACUUGCCAUUAAAAAAGCAACACAGUCAGUUCUUAGUGAACAAGAGGAAAUGGCUGUUGAAAUUAAACGACACAAAGACAAAAUUCUGUCAGAAUAUCGUAAUACAGCUCAACAGCACCGAAGUUUGGUGAGCAGAAGUGAAGUGAGUCCCAGGAAGCAAGUCAUCUCUGUCUUGCCUGAAUCUCCAAGUGUAGUAGAACAACUUCAAGCAUGCAAAGGAGAACAAGAGAAGGAAUUCAUCAAGUAUGAGAAAGUUUUCCUAAAAAUUAAAGAAGUGACUCGAGUGGCAGACAUUAAGGAAAUUGAAGAUCGUUUUGUUAUGCAACAGGAGACAAAAAUUAAUCUUGAGAAGCUUAAAAAGCAAGUAGAAGGUGAGCUAACUCAACUAAAUGAAGUCAAAGCUAUGACUGAAGCUGAACUUGAAGAUUUAAAAGGAGUUCAAGGAAGUAAAAUACAGAGUGAGCUACUGGAGAGGAUAGAGAAAUGUAAACAGAUGGUGAAGGAACAAGAAGAGAAGCAAGCUCAGUACCAACUGAAGACAGAUCAGUUGUUUCAGCUGUUGACAAACAUUAAAGAUGGUCUAAAACAUUUGCUGGAAAUAAUUGAAAGUCGUAUGUUUAAACAUCAUAAAUGGACAGUCUUGGAUCCCCACACAUCUGUACUUGACUUGCUUGAAAGCUGUGAACAAAGAAUAGAUGAUCUCUUACUUGAGUUACAAGAUUAUGAUUCAGAUGCUUAUGCACUGAUCAGCCAGGUUAAGCAGGAUGAGUUUCAGCAGAAGUUGGAGAACACUUCCAUUCCAACAACUACACUGUAUCUACCAAGGAAACCUUCUAUUGACAGUUUUAGCAGUAGUGAGGAAGAUCAACACAAUAAGAGGGAGCUAAUGAAAAAACAAGCACAAUACUUUGCUAAUGCAAAGAUGAAAAAUCAGAGAGGAAGACGUCGGAUACUAAGGCUUUAGAAAUAUUCAUUGCCUAUAAAUCACCCAUAUAACAACCAAAGUAGUUUCCUUACAAAAAUAUUUGUGUUGGGACCAGCAAAUAGCAGGUUUUAAUACAAAUGGAUGACUAAUCCAGGGUUGGAAUGAGUUUUAACCACCAAAGUUUAUUUCUAGAAUACAAUUGAAACUAAGUAUUUUUAGUAUUUCAUUACUUCCUUAUAUAAAUGAAACCUUUGUUCCAGUUUUCUUGAUAUUCUUCCUGAUUUAUUAAUUUUUCCAAUAUUUUAAGCUUAAGUCUUGAGUAGCUUAGCUUGGCUGUAGAAACAAAUUUUUGUGAAUAAAAGCAUAAUUUGUCAACAUAGGGAGAGUUGGUGAUCCAUACUGAUAUUAGUAAAUAGUUUAUUUCAAUUUCUAUAGGAUAAGGCUUUAGUUUAGAAACCAGACAUUGUUGACUGAAACUUACAUAGAUUGAAGUUUUCUUUUCAGUGGUCUUAUAAUUAGGUACUUUUAUUCUUAAGUACACUUAUUCCACCAGAAAUAUAUAUUGCUACUAAUUUAUUUUUAAUCAGACGGAGCUAAACUUAGCUGUAAAAUAGUUUUAAAUUAAACCUUCGUGAACGUUUUUUUAAGUUUGAUGUAAUUGAAAGCCUGUUAGUUUUGAGACUAGGUUUUUUCCUGCUUAUUUCAUACUCAUACAAACAAAAACUUAAUUCUUCUACAGUUUUCAGUUUUAUUGUCCUUUUUAGCUGUUUAAUCUACAGAUUUUAUGUUUCACUGGUUAAAUGAACUUGUAUAUGUUGAAACUUAGAACUUUAUAUUUACAAAGCAUUUAUAAAACUUGGUAUUCCAAGUGUGAAUUAAAGUUUUACUAUAAACUGGUCCUAAAACUAGAUAUUUUUUAGUGUAUUUAGGCUUGUACAAAGUGUAGCUCAAUAUCCAAAUAAGCUUGAAAUGAUUUGUUCAAGAGUAGUGAAGGUUGCAGGUACAAGUGAAACUGAUGUGUUUAUGCUAAUUAAUAUAUAUUAUUAUGUCAGAAUCCUUAUUAUGAAAAUAAAAGAACUUUCCAUGAGGUAAAACUGAGAUAUGAAUGUUUUUGUAUGUUUAUGUUAAUUGGAUGUACAAUUUAUAGAUUUCAUAAUUGAAUUUGUUUUGUUCACAUAAGUAAUAGGAUUUUAUAUUGUUUUUAUUUAUAUUCUAUGAACAUGUGCAAUGUGGAAAUGAAUGUAUACUCUUGAAUGUGAUUUUAUUAAAAGAAUAAUGUUCAAA
This is a messenger RNA of Limulus polyphemus (Atlantic horseshoe crab), 4013 nucleotides long. Its product is annotated as coiled-coil domain-containing protein 151-like. Gene Ontology annotation, cellular component: cilium. Bases 1122 to 2768 code for a protein of 548 amino acids. Gene Ontology annotation, biological process: outer dynein arm assembly; cilium movement. The record is from RefSeq and is a predicted model, not a curated record. The transcript has 13 exons. NCBI's taxonomy places the organism in Eukaryota, Metazoa, Arthropoda, Merostomata, Xiphosura, Limulidae.